Messenger RNA from Serpula lacrymans var. lacrymans S7.9, 2082 nucleotides. RefSeq names its product CDC42 Rho GTPase activating protein. Gene Ontology annotation, molecular function: GTPase activator activity. Gene Ontology annotation, cellular component: cytoplasm. NCBI's taxonomy places the organism in Eukaryota, Fungi, Basidiomycota, Agaricomycetes, Boletales, Serpulaceae. The record is from RefSeq and is a predicted model, not a curated record. Gene Ontology annotation, biological process: small GTPase-mediated signal transduction. Bases 117 to 2069 code for a protein of 650 amino acids. The transcript is spliced from 12 exons.
CCAACGCAGCACUUUCCAUCUUUGCAAUACACCAGCCACAGCUCAAAGGACAUACGGCCGCUGCUCUAACAUUGCGAGCUUUAACCUACAACAUUAUAUAGGCUCACGUCUUCCAAAUGGCCCCAAACCUCAAGCAAAGGCUCGCUGCACUUUCGUUGGCUCCCUCCUCUCCGACUUCGCCUUUCGGUUCACCUCUUAACUCACCCGGAGGAAGGAGAAAAGCAAUAUUCAACCCACCCUGGAUGAGGAGGAAUAGCCAUGAUGCUGCAAAUGAUGAGCCAGUGACUCAUGAACGGAUGCAGGACGUCAUGUCCAAAGUAAUAUUCCAGGCCGGUGUAGACUUUGAAACAAGACCGAUGGUUGUCCUUAAUGCAUCCGCGCUCCCAGACCCUCGUGAGGUCUCCUACGAUUUAUUACUAUCACGAAUACUCUCAUAUUUAGACUUGUAUGUCGAAUCCGACUAUACGGUUGUCUUUUUCGCUGCCGGUGGGCGUCAUGCGCCCGGCUGGAAUUGGGUUUGGAAAGCAUAUCGAAGUCUUAGUCGAAAGUAUCGCAAGAAUCUCAAACGUUUGUAUAUAGUACAUUCGUCUUUCUUCUCGAAGAUGUUAUUCUCUCUGGCUGGAGCCAUCAUCAGUCCAAAAUUUUUCCGCAAAAUAAUAUAUAUCAAUACCCUUUCUGAAUUAGCGUGUCACGUUCCUCUGACCCAAAUCGACAUAUCGCCACCAGUAUAUCAGGAGAAUUUAAAGCACGAAAGGCAGAUCAACCUCCCGACUCCAAGUCGUGCGAGCAUUUUCGGGGUGCCUUUGGAGGAUCUAAUGGGCUUCGAUGGAGAAAAGGGAAGUGUCCCACGAGUAGUGAAAGAUUGCAUUCAGUUCCUGCGUGAUACAGGCAUGCAGGAAGAAGGUUUAUUCCGGCGAUCACCUAGUUCAGCGUUAUUGAAGCAAGUCCAAGAUGCUUACGAUAGAGGUCAAGUGGUAUCUCUUCAAACAUUCAAUGACCCACAUCUUGCAGCAGUAUUGCUGAAGAAGUAUCUACGGGACCUUCCGGAGCCUCUAUUUCCCGAAAAACUUUAUCCAGAAAUACGACGUUGUCCUUGUCCAACAGAUGACCCCGGUGAUUUGGCAAGCGUGGCAUACGUUCGUGAAUCGCUGUUGCCCCUGCUGUCACCGUGUGUGUACAUUUUGUUGAGUCACAUUCUACAUUUGAUGCACGAUGUAUCAUUGCGAGUGUCAGUCAAUCGGAUGGACGCACACAAUCUAGCAGUCGUCUUGUGUCCCAACCUCGUUGCAAGCCCCAACCCUGCAAAGGAUGUACUGAUGUGCACCGUCCCUGGUGCGCCUACCUUGUAUCAAACCCAAUCUUCAUCGUCUUCCACUUUAACCGGGUCGUCCUCAUCUGCAUCCAACUCAGUGGAGGGUAAGAAUACGUUGGGUGCCGUGAUCAAGUUGUGCAUUAAACGUUACUAUGAGAUUUUUGACGAAGUUCAGGACCGUGCGGAGGCUGUACGGCCGACUGUUAGCGCUUCAGCCUCCCCAUCACCUUCCCCCUCCCCUUCCCCUCCUGCGUCGUCUGCAUCCUCAGUCUCGUGGACGAAGCAGAACCAACGUAUCAGUUUGAAUGGUGACGAUGAAGACAUUGACGAUGCGAUGUUGGUGAUGCCCAUUGGGCCUAGUGGCAACGGUGCUGCUUCGAUGGCUUCGAACGGGAGAUCAUCAUCUACACCACGCGCAUGGGCAUCAUCUACUACGAGCGUAGGCGAAACUGGGAGCGCUGUUCCAUACAAGCCACGGCAGCGCAAGUCUCCUGCUAACGGCUCACGCUCUGUGUAUACAUAUACAGAUGGUGGCGCUGGCGGGAAUGUGUUUGGCACGCGAGCGAAGACGAGGUCGGUGAUUAGUAUUGAGCGGGCUGCGAUCGGGAAUGGGAGGGGUUCGAUAUCUGUUGGGAGGGGUACGAUGAGGAAGAGUGGGGGGUCUGGAGUGGAGGCGGUUGGUGUCACUGCUUCUGGCUUUUUCACUCCGCCAGGGUCUGCGCCUCCUGUACCAUCUCUUACUGGGCGAAGCGGGUGAGGGCUCCAGGAGU